AUGCCACCAUCAAGAGCAUCUACACCCCAGUCCAUGCAAGUGACACCAUACGACUACUAUGACGAUUCGAAAGGGAAACUACAGAAGUCAAACUCCUUCAUACUUCGCCUAGCGAAUCAAGGUCGCAACAUACUUCUAUCCAUAGUCGUGUUUAUAUUAUUAUGUUUACUCAUAACAAGCAAUGUGUUGAGACCAUCACAUUACACUCCUCAGUUGAAAGGACUAGAUAAUGUGUCCUUUUUUGACUUGGCUAAUUAUGAGGGAUCACCCAAUGGAUGGCAGUAUGAUGAACGAGUAUUGUUUUGCGUGCCAUUAAGAGACGCUGCUGCACACUUGCCAAUGUUUUUCAACCAUAUGAAGAAGUUGACGUACCCACAUAACCUCAUAGAUUUGGCAUUCUUGGUCAGUGACUCCAAAGAUGAUACGAUGGGCGAGUUGAUGAGACACUUGAAUGAAAUUCAACUGGAUCUCAACACCGAGAUGCGUUUUGGUGAGAUUGAAAUAUUCGAAAAGGAUUUUGGACAGAUUAUUGGCCAGAGUUUCAGUGACAGACACGGAUUUGCUGCACAGGGUCCAAGAAGAAAGUUGAUGGCCCGUGCUAGAAAUUGGUUAUGGUCAGUGGCUUUAAAACCACAUCAUUCUUAUGUAUACUGGAGAGACGCCGAUGUUGAGACGGUGCCGCCAACAAUUUUGGAGGAUUUAAUGCAUCAUGAUAAAGAUGUGAUCGUGCCCAAUGUAUGGCGUCCCUUGCCUGACUGGUUAGGAAAUCAGCAGCCAUACGAUUUGAACUCGUGGCAGGAAAGUGAUGGGGGUCUACAAUUGGCAGAGACUCUAGAUGAAGAUGCCUGUAUUGUUGAGGGUUAUGUUGAAUAUCAGACUUGGAGACCUCACUUGGCAUAUUUGCGUGAUCCGUAUGGUGACCCUGAAGUGGAGAUGGACUUGGAUGGAAUUGGUGGAGUAUCCAUCUUGACCAAGGCCAAAGUUUUCCGCACAGGCUCACAUUUCCCGGCAUUUUCGUUUGAGAAACAUGCAGAAACAGAAGCUUUUGGUAAAUUGAGUAAACGAAUGGGAUAUUCAGUUGUUGGGUUACCUCACUAUGUCAUAUGGCAUAUUUACGAGCCAAGUAGUGACGAUUUGAAGCAUAUGGAAUGGAUGGCAUUAGAGGAGGUGCGUCAGCAAGAAGAAGCCAAAAUAAAGAAAGUGUAUGAUAAAGUGUGGGACAAGGCAUUUGAAGAUGUGCAAAACGAAUGGAGUAAAGAGCGGGCCAGGGUCUUGAAAAACACCGAUAUGUCAAAGUAUCGUAAGAUUCAUGUUGACUGGUCAGGUUCUGAUGAUUUUGAUAUUGAUGCCAAGUUGAAGAACGAUAAGAAAUUGGCCGACUUUAAUCCGUAG
Lodderomyces theae is the source of this 1392-nucleotide messenger RNA. It is a transcript of the gene ANP1, whose product is annotated as Anp1p. Lineage: Eukaryota; Fungi; Ascomycota; Pichiomycetes; Serinales; Debaryomycetaceae. Gene Ontology annotation, cellular component: mannan polymerase complex. Bases 1 to 1392 code for a protein of 463 amino acids. The transcript has a single exon. Gene Ontology annotation, molecular function: alpha-1,6-mannosyltransferase activity. The record is from RefSeq and is a predicted model, not a curated record. Gene Ontology annotation, biological process: cell wall mannoprotein biosynthetic process; protein N-linked glycosylation.